Rhizopus microsporus ATCC 52813 is the source of this 810-nucleotide messenger RNA. RefSeq lists its product as uncharacterized. The transcript is spliced from 5 exons. NCBI's taxonomy places the organism in Eukaryota, Fungi, Mucoromycota, Mucoromycetes, Mucorales, Rhizopodaceae. The coding region runs from base 1 to 810 and encodes 269 amino acids. The record is from RefSeq and is a predicted model, not a curated record.
AUGUCAGAAGCCAACCCUUUGCAAUUCUCUACGCCAAAAGAUGUGGUCGAAACAUCACUAUUUUCCUUUCAUCCACUCUUUUAUUUGUACUUUAUGCUGAGCUUUUUCUUUGUGCCAUACCCAUUCUAUCGAUGGAUCGCAACUAGAUAUAAAUGGGAACUGAAUACAAAAUCAAUAGCGAGACAUUGUAGUGAUAUCAUGCUAGGGAUGAAUUACGGGUUGAUCCUAUUUACAUUUGGAAAUUACACUCAUACCUUUAGUUGGAUUACUGUUGUUGCCUUUUAUCCUUCCCUCUUUGGCUAUGGUCUCCUUGCUGAGCUUCCAUUCGCGAAACAAUCGUUACCUAAUAUAAAGCAUUGGCCCAAGGGUAUGUGGGUUAUCUUUCUUACUGCACUUGGUGUCAUUCUAGCUUUCGCGGGUGUUCACAUCUAUUUUGCAUCACAGCUAGAGAUGCCUUUUGUUGUUUACUACGUAUGUUCCUUGCUGAUCCCUAUAUUUUUCUUUGCAACAGCCAUUUUACUUAAAAAGGAAGUUAACCAAAAUUGGCUCAGGACGUUCUACGUGACACGGAUAAGCCGACGUCAAAGAUUGGACACAGAAGAUAGUCAGCCUAAAAAUGACACGAUACCCUCACCAUAUGCUCAUACCAUUAGUAUUCACCUUCAUCAUUGGCAAAUAUUUUACGUAUUGGCAUUCUUUACAAGAUUUACCCAUCCUGUAUCUCAAGUUGCAGCAGGAAUUGUCAUUGCUUGUUAUAUGCAAGGUAUUUGUGCAUACGGCUAUGAUCACUUGGUCAAUGAUAACAUGUAA